This is a messenger RNA of Chara braunii, 6732 nucleotides long. The record is from the annotation of a GenBank genome assembly. NCBI's taxonomy places the organism in Eukaryota, Viridiplantae, Streptophyta, Charophyceae, Charales, Characeae.
UUACGCUUUCGCCUGUUGUUGUUGCGGACCCUUCAUGAGGAAGCUAUGGAGCGUCACUCAGAGAGAGAGAGAGAGAGAGAGAUUGUGGGAGUUAAUGGAGAGAAAACCCGGCGAUGUCGUGUCAUAGUGGUUGACUAGUUGGUCACUAGUACGUAGUAGAGGAGCGUUUGUCAGGCGGCAAGGGCCGGAGCCUCUGUCCAGUCGUUCGUUCUCUUCUUCCAUCCACUCAGAGCGUCCUGGGUUCUCUUGACUGCUUUGCUGUCCGGAUGGGAAUGGCGGCCGUUGGUAUUCAGUUAGCGAGAAUGAUGUAGAGAGAGUGCAUGGGAGUCUGAUGUAAUGAAGGAGGACGACGAGGAAGACGAAGGAUCUCCUGCGGUCGCUACCGUGUUUUUUCUGUCUUCGGCCUUUCGGCUCUGGUAGCGACGCUGGUCCUCCUGCUGGAUUGCGCACUCGGGUGCGAGCACGCGCGUUCUCUGAGAAAGGGGUUGGGGGGGGGAUUGGGGUCUCAGGCGCCCAUCAGCGAGGAGGACCCUGAGUGAGGACGAGGGGCAGUCGGUGACGAGAACGUGCGUGCGAGGUUGAGGGCCGAGAAGGGAGGCGUAGAGUGCCAGAGGCAGGGCGCGGGGAGCUGCAUGAUUUGUGGCAAAGGCGGGAGAGAUUGGGUUGUCGUGUCCGCCGUUGAUCACCAUGAUGAACAUUCAGCAGCAAUCUCCAUGUGCGACCUCCGUGUCCGCCAUGGCGGUCCGCCUCGUGGGGCGGCUGCUCCUUGUGGUAACGUAUGCCAAUCCCAUAGGAGCAGCCGCGCUGCUGUACACGCGGUAUCGCGUGGAGACACAGCUAGACACAGAGCGAGGAUUGCGCCUAGCGGUGGAGGCGGAGAAGAAGAAGCUAGCGGAGGAGUUGCAAUCGGCGCGGAUAAUCGCGAGGAAGGAGGCGAAGGCGCUAGGCGAGAGGCUAGAGGCGGAGAAGACAGCGCGCGUGACUGCGGAGCUGGGGUACGAGAUGGUGAUUCGGCAGUUCUCGGAGGAACAGGUGGCGAGAUCGAAGGCGGAAGCGGAAGCACAGUGUUUGGCGGAAGCGCUGCAGAGUGAGCGGAAAGCGCGCGCGGUGAUUGAGUCUCGAGCGGAUGCCUUGGAGAGGCAGCUUGCGCAGGAGAAGGGCGGGAGGAGCACCGCGGAAAGCGAGAUCAAACGGUUGACGGAGUGUUUGCAGCGCGAGCGCUCCGCGCGCCUGGCUGCCGAGGCGGAGGUCGACGAUGCCAGGCGGGAUGUGGCGGAGGCCAGGGGAGCGCGCAAGCUCGCGGAUGCCGAAGCGCGGAGCCUUAAUGAGGCGUUGAACAAAGAGCGGUCUGUCCGCGUUGGCGCGGAAUCGCAGGCCUGCUCUGUGGCUCGGCAGCUCGCCGAUGAGCGGGAUAUUAGGGUAGCCUUGGAGAAGGAGUUGAUAGGUGCGAAGGAGCAAUUAAAGGAGGAGCAGACCGCAAGAGUGGAAGCGGAGUCGAGGGUCGAUGCAGCGAACAGGCAGUUGGAGAGAGAACAUGCCCAGCGGAGUGCUGCGGAAGAGAACGUCGAAAAUGUUAAGGAGAUGCUGCAAUCCGAGAGAGCAGCGAGGAGGACGGCGGACGCGGCGCUGAAGACGAUUGCAGAGCAGACCGAAGUGAGCAUCAAGAGACUCGAAAGCCUUGUUGAGGCUGAGAGGGCGAGUCGUGCGGAGGCAGAGGCGGAGGCGCGGAAAUGUGCGGAAGAUCUUGAGGAGCACUGGAAGGAAAGGAUUGAAGCGGAGAAAGCGGCCGGGAAAGUACGAGAGGAGCUCGAGCUCGAGCGCGCUGCUCGGGUUGCGGUCGAGCUCCGGAAGACGGCCAUGGGAGCAAUACGAGCGGCAAUGUCGCUCUUGGCAAAGAGGAAGGAUCUUUAUCAGUGUCCACUGUUGAAGGAAGAGUUUGAGAGACACCCCAACCGAUGUACAGAAUAUUUUUGGGAGGGGCGAUGCAAGUACGAGGAGAAGGGGAAUCCUUGCGACAAGAGAGAGAGCCAUCAUUGCCUGUACUGUCCUGUGGAGAGUCCUAUGGAGAGCAAGCUUCAUCCCACCGCUGCACACCUCUGGUUAGAUCGUUACCACAUUGCAAUGCGAGAUGGGAACCUCCGCUAGUACGUCCGUGGAGGUUGUUAUAGAGUUCACGAAUGCCUCCAUUGAAAGUGUGUCAAGUCGUUGCGGCCCGCAUUGGCAGACCUGCACGGCAUAGGUAGGAGUCAAUGGGAGGGAAAGAGGGGAAAGAGAGGGGGGGGGGGGGGGGGGGGGGGGGGGGGGGGGGGGGGGGGGGGGGGGGGGGGGGGGGGGGGGGGGGGGGGGGGGGUUGGUAGGCUACCAGUGCGGAGGCUACAGAGGGGCAUUGAGAGGAUAACUCUUGCAACUUCAGACGGCAAGGAAUUGAUUCCCUUUCUUUCGGUGGCUUUCAGCAAAGAACAGAGGGAUGCAGUAGUGCUAUGGAGGCCGGACCUUUCCCACCUUGCAUCGUCUUGUCCAUCGAAUGGGGUGCCAGUGUGCAUACGUGGCCUUGCCUGUUAUGGUGUUUGUUUGUUCGUUUGUUGGUUCGUCGGUUAGUUGGUCAGUUGUGCUUCUUUUUUCUCCAUUUCGGUGGAAUCUCUUCCUGUAUGCACAACAGUUACCUCAUUCCUCCUCUUGGCAUCCUUGGCACCACGUCAUCCCUAUGGGAGAGCCAAGUCGUUGGCUCUCUGCCUCUUUUAAGGCGCUUUCUGUAGCGGGGGUUCGCUUACGCUCUCUUGCUGAUAGCCACUGGAAAAAUUUCCAUGUGCUUUCGUCCAUCCUGCUGCAGAUAGCCCCUGUAACGUUUUCCAUGUGGUGGUGUAAUUCACACCCUUGCUGAGCUCGAGUCCUCUAUUCAAGUGGUAGUAUUAUCAUAUGCGGACUCGAGGCACACUUACUUUUUCAGUCGGUUCGGUUCUGGGCACGAUCGCGGUUCCAUCCAUGUGCACCCCAUUAUUAUGGGGACUACCCCUCCAGAACGUGAUGUACAAGAUUCUUUUCAUGUUUGGAUUGAUGAUCAUUGAGAAACCUUGUUCGUGUUUGAGAACGGACUGCAACUCUCGUUUCUGGGGCUGCACGAUGUCCCCCUUUCCGCCCUCUUUUAGAUUUCCCAAGGAACCGUUAGACCUAGCGUCCGUUGCGUAUGCAGGGCAAACUAAUCUUCUCUGCAUAGAUGCUGCUGUAAAUCUUUUCCCAUUGCUGUCUUGCUGCCAACAUGUGUGGAGGGCUGGCAUACAGCAUUCUGGGUCGUUGGUGUGGGACUGCGCUUGGCUGUCCUGUCAACUGAGAAUCCCCCUUUGCUGGCUGUUGCCCUCCUCUAGGAUAAGCAUAGAGAGUAGAAGUGGUCAUCCUUGUGGUUUGAACUCGUCAGAGCGAGCCAUGAAUUUGCCGCCUCAGUCUGUUUUUUUUUUUUUUUUUUUUUUUUUUUUUUCGGUCUGCAAAAGGAGUUGAAUGUCGGAGGCAUGUUAGUCGUCUCUUCAAUUUGCUGAUCCUUAAGAUUUGUUGGAGUUUACCAUGAUUCGUUCCCGCUACGUGCUGGCUCUCAAGAUCUCUUGAAAAGGCUCCACAAUGCCAGGACAAUGCUGCGGUCAAGUGCAGUUUUGCUCUGCGGAAAGGCUCCACAAUGCGAGGACAAUGCUGCGGUCAAGUGCAGUUUUGCUCUGCGGAAUGUCCACAACUUCCUGAAGCAGAUCUGCAUUGUUUCUAGUGCGUAUGGUUGAUAGUGGGCUGUCUUAGUGUACUGCUUGAUGCCGAAAAAAGUCCCAGUUUCUGAGGGGUCAGCUAAGACGUCCACAAAUUUCUGCGCGAGCUGGACUCUCUGGAUCGCAUCGGAUUGUACAGUGGAACUUCAGCAGGUUUCUCAUGCAGCAAGGUUCUCUCUUUCUCGGGGCUCACGCGUGCCGGAAAGUAAUUUGUGUGCUCCCUCUGCCCCCUGCAUUAUGCGCGCCCUUCGGAGUAUGGUGGGGAGGGCCAAGUGACGUGGUUUUCCCCAGGAGAGAGCUUUUGGGGCUUGGAGAUGUAAAGUCGAAGGACCUUGGUUUGGUGUUUGUUGGUUCGCUCUGCUCCGAGCAUUACGUGCGCCCUCUUGAUGAUCGUGUGGACGGCUGAAUGACGAGUUUCGGAGACAGAUAAGUUUCUUUGCGUACUGGCGCAAGGCGGAGCAAGGUCCUCGGUUUUGGUGCACGGUGGAAUAGAAGCCCGCUUGGUCUGUCAGAAAUGCCCCUUUUGAUCGUGCUUCGCGUUGCCAGUGUUGGUGAGAAAUUUCAUUGGGUUUUUUAACCAGAGUAGAAAUCCAGGAGUUGAUUGUAAGCUCAUUGAAGAUUGUUUUUGAAAGUGGUGGCGGGCGUACUGUGCUUUUUCUGGGUGAUUCUUUUGCUCAGCAGCUAUGAUUUCUCUGCGUAACCGUCUGAGACAGCUGAGCUUGCUUGGAGUUGCUGUUUAUGGACUUCAGGAAAAGGGGGGAGGUGUAGUUUUUUGUUCGGGUGCAUUCAAAACAAAAUGUUUAAUGGAGGUCUGAUGAUCGCAAAAAUUGUUUGGGACUUUUGGCCUCUCUCUCGGAUGAUGAGGCUGCCAUGCUCUGCAGGGUCUCUUGUGGAUGCACGGGCUGGGAGUUAUUCAGUAUAUGGUGUACGUUUCCUAGCACCUCUCUUCUAUGCUCGCUCUCUUGCAUGUUUAGCAGGAGGCUUUGUGCCUCGGCACCACAGUUUUGUUUCUGGGGUUGUGUGAUGGAGGUGGCUUGAGGAUGGAUAUGCACGAGCAGGAUGCCUUUGUAUGUUAUGAUGACGGAUGGUCUCUUCGGCAUUAGCUGUUUGGGUGGCGGGAAGUCGACGAAAGGCGGUUGUGUUUUCGGCUCAGCGGGUGAAUCCUUGCCACGCUUCUGUGCACCACGGAGCCCGUAGUACAAACUGUGAAGCUGUGCAUGGCAGUACUGUUCUAAGUGUUCUUGACGGCGCAUUGUAAGGCACUCUGCGAUUUUGCCAUGAUUCUGUGCCGAGGCCUCCACCACGAGCGUUUGAAGUGGAAGCACCUUUGAGGGAGCCUUGGGAAAAGCUGAGGAGGGACCUUCUUGUGUAGCUGGGGAGUUUGCGGGUGAAACUGGCCCUUGGCCCCAUGGUGCUGCGACUCUAUUUCGGAGCGAAGUAGUUUUCCGAUUGAAUGUUGGUCAGGCCUCCGUCUCUUCCCUAGGAUGAAGUCGUGGAGAUCGCACUCCUGUUUGGGAGCGCAACAAAGCCAGUAGCGUGUGCUGUGUCGAAGUCGCUCUCUAUUUCGAUUCUCUAUCUCGAUUUUUUUAUAGAUAGCUUGACUGUUAUUAUGCAGGCUGGUAGGCUGGUGACCUUUAACGUAAAAGCGGCCUGCCCACGGCACGACAACUGACGGCGAUAUUCAAGUUGUACACAAAGUGGCAGGCAAGUGAGAGCUCACACGAUCCCUUCGAGAGCUUGUCGACUUGCCGUCUAAACACUAGUAAAUACUAAAAAGUCCACUUCGGAGGCGGAAAAGGCAGCAGGCUGAGCGUACACGAUUCCGUAAAAAGUCCCUUUGAUUGGUUAUCUAGAAAAGUUCACGCCAGAGGCGGCACAGGAAGUGUACAUACAGGGUACGCUCGGUGUGCUCUGGGUGCACUUUGUAGGGGGGGGGGGGGUAUCUGUGGGACUUGAGGAGGCGUCAUCAGUUGGUUGUCUUGUGUGCAUGCUGCACUUAUGUAGGUUUACUGACUGGCAUUCCUUGCCUUAGUGGGAGAGCAUUCCAUGAGCAAACGUCAGAUGAGACGAGAGGUUUAUCUCUUCGUUCUGCCUCUGGCGCCCCCCUUUUUUUUUGUCAAGGGGUGAGGGCUGGGCAACAUGGGAGGUACGUUUCGUGAAUUCAUGAACGGAUGGAGGAAGGGGGAGAGGCAAAGACAACUGAAGCGGAUAAUGGACGGUCAGAGAAACCAUGUCUGCCAGGUAUAUCCUUUGGAACAUGCCUACUUCCCUGCUCAUGGGUAUGCUCAGUUUUUUGCUUGGAUUCUUGUAGCAUGGCGAGGGAGGUGUUAUUAUUCGGGGGAGGGAUUAUUCUCUGGAAAGGGGAAGGAGGUUGAUGGGAAACCUAACCUAAUAAUGAAUUUGGUCUGGGCGGCCAUGCAGGUUCUCCUUUGCUGACGUAUGCUGGCCAUGGCUGCUGAUGCUGUGGAAUGAGGACGAGGUUUUGGUUGGAUGGGAGGAGGUAUAUGAGAGAGGACACUGCAUCACACAACAGGAGGGUGGUGGGUGUUUCUUGAGUGCUGCGCUUAGGCGGUUGCGUGUUUUGCGGAGCUGGAGAGCUUGACGGCAGCAAGCCAGCAGAAGGUGGGAUGUAGUUUAAAGAAUUGAGAAGGGAGUUCGGUUCUGUCAGUUUCUCUCGACCAAUAAGGUUCCGGGGAUAUCAACGGUAUUUGUACUUGUAGGCUGUGGAUGCAGUGGGGCGCCUAUAAUUUGUGUAUAUAUGUGAUGUCAUGCAGGCGAAGUGGUCUUUGGCCAAGUGCGUAUGGAAGUGGAGCCUCUAUACCCCCGCCCAUUUCGUUAAAAACUCUGGUUUCCCUUCAGUCAAAGGCUCUUUCUUUAUUUUUCUUUUCGAUUCCGUUUCUGGACAAUGGAAUUGUGAAGGGUAUAUAAUGUGUCUUGUGGAAGGUGGAACUUCCUUCUGUUAUUUCAACGAGACCUUUAUAAGGUGAGA